Messenger RNA from Xyrauchen texanus (razorback sucker), 2322 nucleotides. RefSeq lists its product as uncharacterized. Lineage: Eukaryota; Metazoa; Chordata; Actinopteri; Cypriniformes; Catostomidae. The coding region runs from base 617 to 1555 and encodes 312 amino acids. The record is from RefSeq and is a predicted model, not a curated record. The transcript is spliced from 2 exons.
AGGCGGCACCGUAGGUGGCUCUGGAGCUGGGGUCCUGGAAGGCUCCGGAGGUGGAGCCGACGGAGGCUUUAGGGGCGAAGGCCUGGAAGGCUCUGGAGGUGGAGCCGAGGGAGGCUUUAGGGGCGAAGGCCUGGAAGGCUCUGGAGGUGGAGCCGAAGGAGGCUUUAGGGGCGAAGGCCUGGAAGGCUCUGGAAGUGGAGCUGAAGGAGGCUUUAGGGGCGAAGGCCUGGAAGGCUCUGGAGGUGGAGCCAAGUGGGGCUUUAGGGGCGAAGGCCUGGAAGGCUCAGGAAGUGGAGCCCAUGGAGGUGGCGCCGUAGGAGGCUCCAGAGGUGAAGCCCUGGAAGGCUCUGGAGGCAGAGCCGGGGGAGGUGACGCCGUGGGAGGUGGCGCCAUAGAAGGCUCCAGGAGUGAAGCCCUGGUAGGCUCUGGAGGCAGAGCCGGGGGAGGUGGCGCCGUAGGAGGCUUGGGAGGCGGAGCCGCAGGAGGCUCGGGAGGCGAAUCUCUAGAAGGCUCUGGAGUCUUAGGGAGCAGAGCCGUAGCAGGCUCGGGAGGCAGAGCCGCGGAAGGCUCGAGAGGCGGAGCCCUAGGAAGCUCUGGAGUCUUUGGGAGCAGAGCCAUGAGAGGCUCGGGAGGUGGAGCCGUAGGAGGCUCUGGAGAAGGGGCCGUAGGAGGCUCGGGAGGCAGAGCCAUAGGAGCCUCUAGUGGCCGAGCCCUGGAAGGCUCGAGAGGCUUGAGGGGGGGAGCCAUGAAAGACUCGAGAGACGGAGCCCUGAGAGGCUUGAGAGGAGGAGGAGCCCUGAAAGCCUCGAGAGGGGGAGCCCUGAGAGGCUUGAGAGGGGGAGGAGCCCUGAGAGACUCGAGAGGCGAAGCCGUGAGAGGCUUGAGGGGAGGAGCCAUGAACGACUCGAGGGGCGGAGCCCUGAGAGACUCGAGAGGCGAAGCCGUGAGAGGCUUGAGGGGUGGAGCCAUGAAAGACUCGAGAGGGGAAGCCCUGAGAGGCGGAGGAGCCCUGAGAGACUCGAGAGGCGAAGCCGUGAGAGGCUUGAGGGGUGGAGCCAUGAAAGACUCGAGAGGCGAAGCCGUGAGAGGCUUGAGGGGUGGAGCCAUGAAAGACUCGAGGGAUGGAGCCCUGAAAGACUCGAGAGGCGAAGCCGUGAGAGGCUUGAGGGGUGGAGCCAUGAAAGACCCGAGGGAUGGAGCCCUGAAAGACUCGAGAGGCGAAGCCGUGAGAGGCUUGAGGGGUGGAGCCGUGAAAGACUCGAGAGGCGAAGCCGUGAGAGGCUUGAGGGGCGGAGCCAUGAAAGACUCGAGGGAUGGAGCCCUGAAAGACUCGAGAGGCGAAGAUGUGAGAGGCUUGAGGGGUGGAGCCGUGAAAGACUCGAGGGAUGGAGCCCUGAAAGACUCGAGAGGCGAAGCCGUGAGAGGCUUGAGGGGCGGAGCCGUGAAAGACUCGAGGGAUGGAGCCCUGAGAGACUCGAGAGGUGAAGCCGUGAGAGGCUUGGAAGGAGGGGGAGCCCUGAGGGACUUGAGGGGUAGAGCUCUGGGAGGCUCGUGAGGAGGAGCCCUAGGAGGCUCGUGAGGAGGGGCACUCGGAGGCUCGAGAGAUGGAGCCCUGGGAGGCUCGAGAGGAGGAGCCCUGGGAGGCUCGAGAGGCGGAGCCCGGGAGGGCUCUGAGGGGCGAGCAGAGGCCGGCAGAGCCGUGGAAGACUCUGAGGGCAGAGCAGAACCCGGCAGAGCCGUGGAAGACUCUGAGGGCGGAGCAGAGGUCUGCAGAGCCGUGGAAGACUCUGAGGGCAGAGCAGAGGUCUGCAGAGCCGUGGAAGACUCUGAGGGCAGAGCAGAGGUCUGCAGAGCCGUGGAAGACUCUGAGGGCGGAGCAGAGGUCUGCAGAGCCGUGGAAGACUCUGAGGGCGGAGCAGAGGUCUGCAGAGCCGUGGAAGACUCUGAGGGCGGAGCAGAGGUCUGCAGAGCCGUGGAAGACUCUGAGGGCGGAGCAGAGGCCUGCAGAGCCGUGGAAGACUCUGAGGGACUCUCUGCGGUCUUGAGCACAAGACGAGACUGAGGAGAAGGGGCCCUCCUCCUUCUCUUACGUCUUCGGCCAACAGGGGACGUGGCCAAGGGGACGAUCGAGGCUACAGGCGCUGGCUCGCUGACCGUGGCAGACAUGGGUGCUGGCUCGCCGGCCGUGGCGGGCAUGGGCGCUGGCUCGUUGGCCGUGGUGGGCAUGGGCGCUGGCUCGUUGGCCGUGGCGGGCAUGGGCGCUGGCUCUCUGGCCGUGCCGGGCAUGGGCGUUGACUUGCUGGCCGUGCCAGGCUUCGAGAC